AUGGGAGAAAAAACGGCUGCCGCGGCCCGUACGCCGGCGAAACCAACGUCUGCGGCAAAGAAAACGGGAACAGCGCCGUCGACAGGUAAAGGCAAGCAGCAGAGCAUCCUCGGCUUCUUCACGAGGACUCCUGCUCCUGGAAGCAGUAAGGGUGUCAAUUCGUCGCCUUUCACACAGCAGUCUUCCUCGGCCAAGCGGGACGAGUCCUCCUCAACCCCAACCGCUCGCCAAACCCUCAAAGAAAGUACCAAAGGCAACCUGCUCUCAUCGCGUCCCACCAACAACACGUCCGUGCCUUGCAGCGAUGUUGUUGAGCCCACCAGCUCCCAAGAGAAUCGUGAAACUAGCACUGCAAAGGUGGAUAUUACUUCCGAGUUUCCUCCUGCCAUCACACCUGCUGAGAUCCUACAGAUGCAGCCUGCCUCUUCGGCAGCGGUACCACAAAGCAGUCCAUCCCGCAAGGUCAAAAAAGUUGUUAACUAUGCCGAGUCCUCUGACGACGACGUCGACGAGCUGUUCGCCGCUAUGAAGGCCAGGAAAUCUAGAGGCCGCCGCUCGCGCACUGCCGUCCCUGACGACGAUGAAGACGAUGCCUAUGUGACAGAGGAAAAUGAUGAAGAGGACGAAGAUGAUAACCUUUCUGAUUUCGUCGUCUCGGACGACUCAGAUGCCCCUUCAAAAUCUAAAAAGAGAAAGCGCCCUGCUUCCAAGGCAACGGCCCCACGCAAAAAGGCGAAUCUCUCUUCCUCUCCAGGCCCAAGCUUCCCUCCUCCAGAGGAUGAAGAUGACGAAGAGAUGUUGGACAUCCCGUCAUCGACUUCUACUGCCCAGCAGUGGAAGUAUGACCCGGAUAACAUUCAGCCAAGAGACCCAGACUCUCGGCCCCCGUUGCCCACUUCGAAGUCAUCCGGCCCCAAGCCAAAACCGAAGCCGCACAUGAAGGAGCCUGAGGAAAGGUACCCAUGGCUAGCCAACAUUCUUGAUGCUAACAAGAACCCGCCUGGGCAUCCGGACUAUGACCCAAGUACGCUGUAUAUCCCUCCUUCAGCGGAGAGAAACUUUUCUCCCUUCGAAAAGCAGUAUUGGGAGAUCAAGAAGAACCUCUGGGAUACAGUCGUCUUCUUCAAGAAAGGCAAAUUCUACGAACUUUAUGAGAAUGAUGCCACCAUUGGUCAUCAGCUGUUCGACCUGAAGCUCACUGAUCGUGUCAACAUGCGCAUGGUUGGUGUUCCCGAGGGUUCACUCGACAUGUGGAUCAAUCAGUUCGUGGCCAAGGGGUACAAGGUCGCUCGUGUCGACCAGAUGGAGUCGUUGCUUGGCAAGGAGAUGCGUGAGCGUGACUCGAAUGUCAAGAAGGUCGAUAAGGUCAUUCGCCGUGAGCUCACAUGCAUUCUCACCGCUGGCACUCUGGUCGAGGGUAGCAUGCUCCAGGACGACAUGGCCACAUAUUGUGCCGCCAUCAAGGAGGUGAUGAUAGACGACAAGCCGUCCUUUGGUGUUGCUUUUGUCGACGCUGCCACUGGCCAGUUUUGGCUGUCAGAGUUCGAGGACGAUGUCGAGCUCACCCGAUUCGAGACAUUUGUUGCUCAGAUUUCGCCUCGUGAGCUGCUCCUAGAGAAGUCGCGCUUGUCUACUAAGGCAUUGCGCAUUCUUAAAGGCAAUACCAGCCCGACGACAAUUUGGAACUACCUCAAGCCUGGAACUGAAUUCUGGGAUGCUGAUAUGACCAGGCGAGAGCUCGAAUGCAGCGAUUAUUUCAAGGCUGAGGAUGGCAAGGACAAAUGGCCAGAUAAACUCUGUGAGAUGAAGGACAAAGAUCUGGCUAUGUCCGCUCUUGGUGGCCUCACACAUUAUCUACGUUUCCUCAAGUUGGACAGCAGCCUACUCUCUCAGGGCAACUUCGAACGGUACAAUCCUAUCCAUCGCAACGGUACGCUGAUCCUGGAUGGGCAGACCCUCAUCAACCUCGAAAUCUUCGCCAACACUGCCAACGGUGGCCCCGAGGGCACACUGCAUAACUUGCUCAACAGGUGCAUCACGCCGUUUGGCAAGCGUCUAUUCCGCCAAUGGGUCUGCCAUCCCCUUUGCAACAUUCAAAAGAUCAACGAAAGGUUGGAUGCCGUUGAGAUGCUCAAUGCGGAUCAGAGCAUCCUUCGGCAGUUCACCUCGCAGAUGGCUAAGAUGCCGGACCUCGAGCGACUUAUCUCUCGUAUUCAUGCCGGCGCCUGCAGGCCCGAUGACUUUGUUCGUGUCCUUGAGGGUUUCGAACAGAUUGACUACACGAUGUCGCUUCUGGGUGCAUUCGCCGGUGGCAACGGCCUGGUUGACCGGCUCAUUGCCGCCAUGCCCAACCUCAAGGAACCUUUGGCGUACUGGGAGAACGCAUUUGACAAGAAGAAGGCGAAAGAGGAGAAGGUGUUCAUCCCUGAGCGUGGUGUCGACGAGGACUUCGACCGUACUGCAGACGAGAUCGAGCGCAUCAAAGAUGAACUUAACUCUCUUCUUGAGAAGCAGAAGGCCGCCCUGAAGUGCAAGACACUCAAGUUCACUGAUGUCGGCAAGGAAAUCUACCAGAUUGAGGUACCCAAGUCUGUGAAGGUCCCUUCAAGCUGGCGGCAGAUGUCUGCCACCUCGUCCGUCAAGCGGUACUACUUCCGCGAAUUGGAAAAUCUCAUCCGGGAGCUCCAGGAAGCCGAAGAGAUUCAUUCUCAGGUUACCAAGGACGUCGCCUCUAAUUUCUUCAAAAAGUUUGACGCCAACUACGACAUUUGGCUGCAGGCCAUUCGGAUUAUUGCCCAGCUUGAUUGCCUAAUCAGCUUGGCCAAGUCAUCUUCUGCCCUGGGCGUUCCCAGCUGUCGUCCAGUAUUUGUCGAUGACGAGCGCAGUGUUAUCGAGUUCAAAGAGUUGCGGCAUCCUUGCAUGAUCAACACUGUUGCCGACUUCAUCCCCAAUGACAUCAAGCUGGGAGGCGAUGAGGCCAAGAUCAACCUUCUCACAGGCGCGAACGCAGCCGGCAAAUCUACAAUUCUCCGUAUGACCUGCAUUGCUGUCAUCAUGGCCCAAAUCGGCUGCUUUGUCCCAGCAGAGUCAGCCCGCCUGACCCCUGUAGACCGCAUCAUGUCGCGCCUGGGCGCCAAUGACAACAUCUUCGCCGCCCAAUCCACCUUCUUCGUCGAGCUCUCCGAGACAAAGAAGAUCCUUUCCGAAGCAACACCCCGCUCUCUCGUCAUCCUCGACGAGCUUGGCCGCGGCACAUCAUCCUACGAUGGCGUUGCCGUAGCCCAGGCCGUCCUGCACCACGUGGCCUCGCAUAUCGGCUGUGUCGGCUUCUUCGCUACCCACUACCACAGCUUGGCAGCCGAGUUUGCCCACCACCCGGAGGUGCGCGCCCGCCGUAUGCAGAUCGCUGUUGAUGAGAAGGAACGCCGCGUUACUUUUCUGUACAAGCUCGAGGACGGGGUUGCGGAGGGCUCGUUUGGCAUGCAUUGUGCCAGUAUGUGCGGGAUUCCGAAGAAGGUUGUGGACCGUGCCGAGGUGGCAGCUAAGGAGUGGGAGCAUACUAGUCGGUUGAAAGAGAGCUUGGAGAAGGCCAAGACUGGGUGCUAUAUCCCACUUGGCAUCUUGAGCGAUGUGGCUUGCUUGUUGAGGGAUGGUGGGGAGCAGGAGGUUCCCGAGAGGGCAAUGGAUGUGUUGUUGCGGGCUAUUGAGGCUCUUUGA
Molecule: messenger RNA, 3717 nt
Organism: Thermochaetoides thermophila DSM 1495
Lineage: Eukaryota; Fungi; Ascomycota; Sordariomycetes; Sordariales; Chaetomiaceae
Product: DNA mismatch repair protein msh6-like protein
Exons: 4
Coding region: 1-3717 (1238 amino acids)
Biological process (GO): mismatch repair
Cellular component (GO): MutSalpha complex; nucleus
Molecular function (GO): ATP binding; mismatched DNA binding; ATP-dependent DNA damage sensor activity
Source: RefSeq, a predicted model, not a curated record